AUGAGUAAGCCAGAGGUGGUGCUUCAAUCACUCAAAAAUACACGGAUGUGUAAGUUUGCAGAGACCGGGCGUUGUCGCCGAGGGCAAGCAUGCAACUUCGCCCACUCCGAAGCAGACCUUCGUCCCCAGCCGGAUUUGUACAGCACGCGGCUAUGUGCGCAGUUCAGCGCCGGUGGCUGCCGAUAUGGCCGACGCUGUAGGUUUGCUCACGGAGAGGCUGAGCUGCGGCCUGUCAUCAACGAGGUCCCAGAAGGCCAAAACCAAAAGGGCCGCAGCAGAGGCCGUCAGAGCCAGGGCUACCAAGCCAAUGCUGCUCCGGUUCUUGACGACUUGAGAGAAAUGAGACCAGGAGCAGUGAGGCAAGGGCCCAACCUGGGCCCUUGUCAAGGCCACCUCCAAGGACCAGCCGGCUGGCCCGAAGUGGUUCAGGAAGUGCCCCAGCUCGCGCCUCCAGCGAUGCUCGCAUCGAGAUCACAGACAGACAUUCCCAUGUUUGUGGGUGAGGACUGGACGCGAAGAAGGCCGCCGCGGGCCCCCAGACUGGCCACGGACACAACUUACAACGCUCAGCCUUCGAUUUCUGAGCUGCACCCGGCCGUGUACCCUUUCGCACGGGCCACGACAGAGGGAGUCCGAGUCCCUGCGGAUCGCGGCGAUUCUCGUCUUCCCGAACUCGCCGCACGUCUCGCAGCUCAUGGACUUCCGGGCAGCCCCGGAAAGGGACAGCACGCGGACCGCCUCUUCCUGGACGACCCGGUUUCUGGUGGAGCUCUUCAGUACCGCACCGAGACUGAGGAGCCGACGUCCUGUGGAACGCUGGCAAGCCGAACGACGACCAUGCAAACGGAAUCGGAGGCGCCUGCGCCGCCUACUUCGUUCUGGUUAUGA
This is a messenger RNA of Symbiodinium sp. CCMP2592, 888 nucleotides long. The record is from the annotation of a GenBank genome assembly. NCBI's taxonomy places the organism in Eukaryota, Dinophyceae, Suessiales, Symbiodiniaceae.